UAUAUUACAUUUAGAUUGUUUACAUAUGUUUACGGAGGAGAGGCAGCCAUGGUCAUAUAGUAGAUCCGUGGAUGCAAUAAGUCCAUGGAUGUAAUACAGACUUCUGUCCAUCCAUCCAUUUUCUUCGGCUUAUCCGGGGCCGGGUCGUGGGGGCAGCAGUCUAAGCAGGGACUCCCAGACUUCCUUCACCCCAGACACGUCCUCCAGCUCCUCCGGGGGGACUUCUGUCCACUUGUUAAAAAUCAAAUGCGUAAUUUCCCCCCAAUUUAGCCUUAGCCAUAAGACAAAUUUCUAUUACGAAACCUAAUUCUAACUCUAACCUGAUUGAGGAAUAAUAUCGUCUAAAAUGAGCAUCAAUGUUAAGUGGCUGUUGAGCGGCAUUAACUGAGGGGAAAAUGCGCAUGUCAUAAUAACACUCCUAACCUUAACCUUUAACUUAAGUUAAUUUAUUAAAUCAGUGUAAACACUCGCCUAUUUCUACAUGGACCAGUGUAGGUAUGCAAUGGAGGAAAUGUGAGUUAAGUGUUUUGCCCAAAGGCACAGGCUGCACUUGUGAAGGGGGGGUUGAACCGCAGACCUUUGCUUGGACAAAAACUCCAACUAUGAGCUACUGCUGUCUGAGUAAAAUUUAAACUACUCUAUCCUCCUCCAUCCUGUGAUAUUGUUCCAGUUAGAACAUGUCAGACCAAUCUUUGCUGAUACUGUAUGGGAGUCAGACUGGAACAGCCCAGGACACAGCCCAAAGGAUUGCCCGACAGGCUAAAAGAAGACGACUGCAGGUCCAGACCUUGUCUCUUGAUAGCUACAAUAUUGCCACAUUGAUCUCAGAGUCCACUGUUGUCUUUGUGUGUGCCACCACUGGCCAGGGAGACCCACCAGACAAUAUGAGGAAUUUCUGGAAAUUCAUUUUUAGAAAGUCUUUGCCUGCUGGUUCUCUGUGUCAGCUGGACUGUGCUGUCCUGGGCCUGGGAGAUUCCUCAUAUCCAAAGUUUAAUUUUGUGGCUAAAAAGCUCCAUAAACGUCUUCAGCAGCUAGGAGCCUCUAUGCUGCUCCCUGUUGGGCUGGCGGAUGAUCAACAUGAGCUUGGGUCAGAUGCAGUGAUAGACCCUUGGCUGUUUUCAUUCUGGCAAAGGUUUUAUACUCUGCAUCCUUCUUUGAAAGCUUUACCCUCAUUAAAAGAAGAUGAAGCGCUUCCUCCGACAUUUACUUUAAACUUUUUGGAAGGUGACACUGAUGUGACCUUACUAGCAAGCUCUACAGAGCAGACCAUGCCCUCUUCUUGUCCUUUUCCUGCUAAAUUUUUGUCCAAUACAAGAGUGACUGAUGUGUCACACUUUCAGGAUGUGAGACUGUUUGAAUUUGAUAUCACUGGAUCCAAAAUAGAGUUUUCUGCUGGUGAUGUGGUUAUGAUACGCCCUUGUAAUGCAGCAGAGGAUGUGCAACAGUUUUGCCAGCUUCUGAAAUUAGAUCUAGAGUCCAGAUUUACUCUCAGCCCGACAGAAAACACACCAGUUCCAGCCAGACUUCCUCAGCCCUGCUCUGUGCGCCAACUGGUGGAAACAUACCUUGACAUCGCUGCAGUGCCUCGCCGAUCCUUCUUUGAGUUGCUUUUGACCUUUGCCACCAAUGAACUUGAACGGGAAAAACUAGUAGAAUUUAGCUCCACAGCAGGACAGGACGACCUGCAUGCUUACUGCAGCCGACCACGACGCACCGCACUGGAGGUUCUGUCUGAUUUUCCACAUACUACAGCAGAAAUCAAAGUGGAUUAUCUUCUGGAUUUGUUUCCUGAGAUCCAGCCUCGCUCAUUCUCUAUUGCAUCCUCCUUAAAGGCUCAUCCAAACAAACUCCAGAUACUUGUUGCUGUAGUUCGUUAUAAGACAAAGUUGUAUAAACCCAGAAGAGGGCUGUGCUCAAAUUGGUUAGCUUCACUUGAUCCUGAAAAAGAAGAGCUGUAUGUACCGCUGUGGGUGAAAAAAGGCACACUGAAGUUUCCCAAAGACCAGGAUACUCCAGUCAUAAUGGUAGGGCCUGGAACAGGGGUGGCACCAUUUAGAUCUGCUGUGCAGGAAAGGACAGCUGAAGGAAAAACAGCCAAUGUUCUGUUCUUUGGGUGCCGAUCCAAAUCUAAAGACUUCUAUUUCAAAACUGAAUGGGAAGAGAAGAUACAGGCAGGACAUUUGACUCUCUUUACUGCCUUUUCUCGAGACCAGGAAGACAAAGUCUAUGUUCAACAUCGAAUAAGUGAAAAUGCUGAACUUCUGAUGCACUUGAUAGCCAGUAAAAAUGCAUGCUUUUAUAUCGCUGGAAAUGCCAAAGAGAUGCCCAGUAGUGUGCGUGAUGCUCUGAAAGGUGUUUUUCAGCAGCAAGGUGCAGUCUCUGCUGAGGCUGCAGAGCAGAUGGUGGUUGCUAUGGAGCAGUCAGGUCGACUCCAGAGUGAGACCUGGUCCUGAUCACAUGACCUUCUACAGUUUCUGCUUUGGAAAUAUGGUGUUUUCAUUAUUUGAUUCAUGGGCUUUCUGGAUACUUGACUGCCUUUUAGUAUUUUAUUUUAACUCCAAACCAGAUAAAACUGUCUGGCUUGUGUAGUCUAACAUCCAUAGAAUGCACAAUCAAAGAAUUCUUUAAUAUGCACUGUAUUUAUUGAGGAUUAUUUAUUUAUUAUCUACAUCUAAGAUAAAUCUCAUAAUCAUGGGUCUUAGCUUACUGAUUAUACCUGGUAUUUUGAAUCCUUUUGACAAUAUCCAGUGUUUUGUUAAUUGUAACAGUGCUCAUUUUUCAUCACCCUGCAAUCCACAGAUAAUAUAAAACAAAAAAGAACAUUUGUUUUAUUAAGUUAUAGGCUUUAGUAAUUCCACACCUUUUCUGAAAAUAAACAAUGGUGUACAGUAUAUUCAAAAGACCAUAAAACCGUGAUUGGCCGGCUUCAUCAUCAAUAUAGUCCUGUAUAUUAAAACCCAGCUUUAGAAAACAAGCAGCAUUUUAAUAUUUCUAAUUAAUAAUUUUCCACUACACAAUGACUGUUUUUGUAGAAUUUCUUCAUAGGUCAGAGAAAAAUAUUUUCCUAAACACUUUGUUUUGCCCUUUCAACACAACAGUCAAAGUAUAUUAAAUCCUUUCAUCUCAGUGCUAGAGUGUGGACCUGGUAGAUCUCUUUUGGGAGGUUCAUUUGCUGUUCUUCUUGGACAAUUUGUAAACCAGCUCUUCUCACUAGACUACGGACUAUGUUAAGAUCCCUACAAACACUGCUGUCCACUUCAUCAGGAACCACCCCCUCAUAAGACACAUUGUCCUUAAUUACGAUCAGCCCGUUGGGCCGCAGUGCUUUCUGACAGCGCUGCAGAAACUCCACCAGAUGGUUGUCUGUCAAGUGUCCUGAAAGAGAGUGAAAAACUAAGUGCUUUAGCUAUUAUUAAAAACUUAAAACAACACAA
Messenger RNA from Boleophthalmus pectinirostris (great blue-spotted mudskipper), 3434 nucleotides. It is a transcript of the gene ndor1, whose product is annotated as NADPH dependent diflavin oxidoreductase 1. The record is from RefSeq and is a predicted model, not a curated record. NCBI's taxonomy places the organism in Eukaryota, Metazoa, Chordata, Actinopteri, Gobiiformes, Gobiidae. Bases 678 to 2453 code for a protein of 591 amino acids. The transcript is spliced from 14 exons. Gene Ontology annotation, molecular function: FMN binding; NADPH-hemoprotein reductase activity; flavin adenine dinucleotide binding. Gene Ontology annotation, cellular component: cytosol.